This is a messenger RNA of Aspergillus pseudonomiae, 1788 nucleotides long. Its product is annotated as GID4/VID24 family protein. The transcript is spliced from 3 exons. Gene Ontology annotation, biological process: negative regulation of gluconeogenesis; protein targeting to vacuole; proteasome-mediated ubiquitin-dependent protein catabolic process. NCBI's taxonomy places the organism in Eukaryota, Fungi, Ascomycota, Eurotiomycetes, Eurotiales, Aspergillaceae. Bases 1 to 1788 code for a protein of 595 amino acids. Gene Ontology annotation, cellular component: extrinsic component of membrane; GID complex. The record is from RefSeq and is a predicted model, not a curated record.
AUGCCGCCGGCCAACUCACCUUCGCAGAAUACCCCUCAUUCUCCUCCAUCCGCUUCCUCACUUCAGCAACUCAGCGCUGUCUCCACUCCCCUUCCAUCUCUCCCAGCUUCCGUAUCCGACGAUGUUCAUGACGAUAACGUGAGCUUUCUGCGAUCUCGAGUACGCUCUCCACCCGACUCCUCUUCCCUGAGUCGUCAACGCCGUCGUCGACAACAGACCUUGCCAGAGCUCGAUCCCAUGGAUGUGGAUGAUCCUACGGCUUUGCGCAUGUCAGUUGAAAUCAACCGUCGCAUCCCCAUCGUGCGCCGUGAACACGAUUCCUCCAGCAGCAAUAAUAACAACAGUAUGCCUAACUAUGAAGGCCGCAUUUCGAACUCUCGUUCACUUUAUGGAUGGGCGCCUGCUUCCGAUGAUGACGACGAGGAGGAUGACCACGAUAUGACCUAUGGACCACUUCAGGAUAGCAACACUAUUUCCUCCUGGUUUGGACGGUUGUCUGAUCGCAACGCGCCGAGGCGCCCUAUGCGCCACGACCCCGUCGCUCAAGAUCCACACACCUUCUUAGAAGCACCCCCGGAAAGCAACACCCAACGUUUGAGUGACUAUUCUCCGUUAUCGACAACAGAGGCACUGUUACAAUCUGUGCGACGUCAACCGCGGUUUUCCCGGACACGGACAUUGCAUAAUUAUCUUUUGGAUCGUGAAAGAGCCAGUCAGGACUUGGAAGAGAGCAGAGAACGAUCGGGCCCGGCAGCUACAUCGCGGGCAUACAGAUUCCUGCCUAGUAGCCGUGGUGAACCACACCGACUUCUUACACACAAUGAGCUCCGCGCCCGGAUAAACGCCCAUCGACAACUGCAUUUGGAUAACCCCCCUAGUCCCCGGUUAAAAGAGACCAUCAAAUAUCUCGACCGUCUACGAUAUUCAAGUUCCUUCGAAGAAAGUCUGACUUCAGCGGCUGCCGGGGGGUUCGUUCGGUUGGAUUUCUUGCCCUGGGAUGAGGAUGAUUUUAUUCUAGAUACAGCUUCCAUCGCGCCACCGCCAAUAUGUUCCUGGCUUCAGCCUGGGAUGGUUUUCUCGGGUUCUCAAAGGGCCGCCAGCAGUGCCAAUUCUUUCUCUGCGCAGCGAGUGUCAAGUCCACCAUCAUCACACGACCCUCUGAUUGUCAAUGGAAGUGAACAGAGCGGCGGCCGGAUCCCCGUACAGACAACCAGUGGUCGACGGUACAUGGCCAAUAACAUUUACAACCUGGGUACUGGUAGAGACGAGAAUUGGCCCGUCAAAGUCACCAUUCAUGACAUCAAUCCGGAGGAGAUGACCCUCUCAGGAACCAUGGAGGCAUACAACAUUCCCGACAAAACAUCACCGUCCCACGAUGCUCAUAUAGUUACAUUCCUAGAAGGAGAGAUCAUCGACUUUAACACCCAUACACUCGAAACUAAGAAUUUCAAAGCCGAUGCCGAGAUCGACUGUACAUACUGGCGUGAACUACAACCGUUCAAAAACUUGUCGGAUGAAGCGAUGACGCGGAGCCUUGUAAGUCGGAAAUGGAUAACAGAGGAAUUGUCCAAGGGUUGGAUUUUGAUGCGAUGGAAAGAACGCUGUUUCAUUACACCCACCGACUCACGACAGGGACUCACAAUCUCUGGGUUCUAUUACAUCUCUUUGCAUCGCGAAAGCGGCCAUAUUGAGGGACUAUAUUAUGAUCCGGGAAGUUCACCCUACCAACAAUUAUCACUAAAACCGGAGAGUAACAGGAUGAUCCGGCCAUCCUACAGUUUCCGGUAA